This is a messenger RNA of Spodoptera litura, 480 nucleotides long. Its product is annotated as kallikrein-14-like. Gene Ontology annotation, biological process: proteolysis. Gene Ontology annotation, molecular function: serine-type endopeptidase activity. NCBI's taxonomy places the organism in Eukaryota, Metazoa, Arthropoda, Insecta, Lepidoptera, Noctuidae. The record is from RefSeq and is a predicted model, not a curated record.
UCGCAUCGCAGCAAUAUGCCGACUGCUGCAUUAUCUAAUCCUCUGGCACAGCUGUGUGAUUCUUCCGGUUUUAGAGGUCGUAAUGCAACAGCCUCUGCAAGUGCGCAAUUGAUAACAUUAUCACCAGUGGCUGUGUUGCCAAGUGAAGCCUGCAACCAAAUAAUACCACAGAUGACAGUUGUACCAAGUAUGGUUUGUGGGACUUCGGUUGGUGGGGGAUGUGAGGGUGAUAUAGGAAACCCAUUAGUGUGCAACCCACAGAGCACUCCGGUUCUCGAGGGCUUACUCACUAGAUUCAACAACUGUGGGGUUAUUUUAGUCGUCCCAGAAGUGUAUACUUAAGUCUUUCCAUUCGCAUCAUGGGUUAAUCUAGUUGUCACGGGAGCGGCAUCCACAUCACAACUUGGAACUUCUGUAGCACUCGUGUUUGUAAUCAUACAAUGUUUCAAAAUCUUUAACUAAAUCAAAGUGUAUUACAAA